Molecule: messenger RNA, 1473 nt
Organism: Iphiclides podalirius (scarce swallowtail)
Lineage: Eukaryota; Metazoa; Arthropoda; Insecta; Lepidoptera; Papilionidae
Source: the annotation of a GenBank genome assembly
AUGACCACGGAAGCCGAUGAAAAGACACUUCGAUAUAGAAGGGCUCAAAGUGUAACUAGGGCCGAAGAAAUAACAGCAAAAGAAAACAAGGCCCGUAAACUGCAAGUUGAUAAACCCAUUCAUAAACCAAGAGAUUCUUUAUUUUCAUGGAGUUCAGAGUUUACCAACUUUACCGGUCUAGUCAAUUGGGGCUUUUUGAUGCUUACUAUUGGAGGACUACGGUUAUGUCUAGAAAACUUUUUGAAAUAUGGAAUCCUUGUCAAUCCUAUUGAAUGGAUAAUUGUGUUAACUGGUUACAAUGAGGGCCGUAGUCAACAGUAUCCAUCUGUAGUAUUAUUAAUAUUCAGUGUCGUUCCAGCUGUCAUUGGUUUGAUUAUCGAAAAAGCUAUUGCAGUUGGUAUAUUAAAUCAAAAAGUAGGAAUGACUAUGCAAAUUUCAAAUAUAAUUUUUGUUAUCACUUUACCAGUAGCUGUAUUACAUUUUAAAAGUCAAGAUUUUAGUUUUGUGGGAAUUACAACAGUCUGUAUGAUUUACUUGAUCUUAUUUUUAAAAUUAUGGAGUUAUUGCCAUACAAAUUACUGGUGUAGAACUAGCUUUAAAGCAAAGCUUUCAAACAAUAAACUGAGACGCCAGAGUGUUUCUGCUCCUAAUUACAAUGAACUCAUGAAUGCUGAACAUGAGCAGAGCUUGGAAGAUGAACAAAAUCAUGAGUUGGCGGCCGCUGGGUUGGUUCAGUAUCCUGAUAAUUUAAACCUCAAAGAUUUGUUAUAUUUCCUAUUGGCUCCCACACUGUGCUAUGAACUUAAUUUUCCACGCACUACACGAAUUAGAAAAAGGUUUCUCAUCAAAAGAAUAAUAGAGGUUGUUUUUGGGUUUAAUCUAGUUUUGGCCCUUUUCCAACAAUGGAUGAUCCCUUCUGUUACAAAUGCUGUCGGCCCAUUUUCGGAGAUGAACAUGGUUAAGAUUGCGGAGCGCUUACUGAAACUUGCUGUACCAAACCAUUUCAUUUGGCUAUGCUUCUUCUACUUGAGCUUCCAUUCAUUCUUAAACCUAAUGGGUGAACUGCUGCACUUUGCCGACCGCAACUUCUACAACGACUGGUGGAAUGCAAACAAUAUCGCUGUAUUUUGGAGCUCAUGGAACAGACCAGUGCACAUGUGGGCUGUGAGACACGUGUAUAUACCUAUAACAGAAAAGGGAUACGGAAAGUCCAACGCUAGUAUCGUCGUGUUCUUCAUUUCGGCCUUCUUCCACGAAUAUUUGGUAAGUGUACCUUUACAAAUGUUCCGUAUCUGGGCAUUCCUGGGCAUGAUGGCCCAACCGCCACUGUCUGUGAUCUCCCGUCUCGCCGAAGUGAAACUCGGGCCCCGCUGGGGCAACAUCAUCGUGUGGAGCUCUUUGAUCCUCGGCCAACCUCUCGCCAUUAUGAUGUACUAUCACGAUUACGCACUCGCACAUUUAACUUCAAAAGCU